AUGGCUGCCACCUUUCAUUUUGCGAUGGAAACUCCUCCAGAUUCGAUGUUUUCAGAAAUACAGACUCUCAAUAAAUUUAACGAAGAGCAAUUCAAGCAAAUAGUUACCAUUGUCUUAACCUUCCUUCUGGAGCCAGCAAAGUCAAGUCAGUUGGUAGUUCAUCUUGAUGACUUUGCCAGAGAUGAAGGUAUCAGUGCAGCCCCUUUAAGAAAUAUCGUCAGAAGCCUCAUCACAAUACUCAACAAUGCAGUGAAGAGAAACAUGACUCCAUCUCAGCUGAAUGAAGACCUGGUAAAUCUUGGUUUAUCAGAAGAAAAAUCAUCUUAUUUAUCAGAUCAGUGGAAGAGCAAUCUAUUGGGUUUAUCAAGAACAGCCGUUGGUCAGACGCUGAUGGUCAACCAGCUCAUGGAUAUGGAGUGGAAAUUUGGAGUGACUGCAGCCAGUAGUGAACUUCAACAAGUUGGGAGUACAUUCCUGCAGCUGAAACUGGUUGUGAACAAAGGGAAUAAGACAGAAAAUGUAUUUAUGGAACUUUCAGUGCCACAGUUUUACUCAUUCCUCCAUGAGAUGGAAAAAGCCAAAAUGAGUCUGGAGUAUUUUAGUUAGCAGCUCUUAGUAUGCUCAUCAGCAUGCAUGGACAUCAGGUACCACUCUUUAUUAUUUCCUUUUCUAAAGAAUUCUCACGUGGAGUCCAAGUUGAACAAAGACAAUCUUUGCGGGGUCUAUUGUUUUAAAUAACUCACAAGGGCGAGUGGGUAGGUCCACUCAGCUGUGUGUGGUGCAUACACUUUGUGGACGUUUCUUAAGAAGAAAAAAUAUUCUUCAACACUGUCAUGACUGUAAAGUAACAGUGUGGAUGUGUACGUGUAUGUCCACAUAGUGUUUCAAAGCCCUUUAUUUUGUGGACCUCUUUUGUUCCCAGGUCCACAAUUCGUAUGUAGCCAUUGAACACCUUUUGGCUCCCAAGUUGCAGGAAUUUGCACAGGUUGUGUGACUGAUACAAUUAAAAUGAUCUCCAUUUGUAUUUAUUGUACUCUAAAUUUCUAUUUUGUAAUUGAAUAACAAAUUUGUAAUUAAUAUUUUAUUAUGGCUAACAGCAAUUAAUAUAAUGUUUUAUGCACAGUUGUACUGUUCAUGAACAAUGUAUAUAAAGUAAAGAAGAGGCCCAAAUAUUGGCAGCAUAUUGCGCCACAGCACCUUGUAAACCAUUACAUGGUGUUAUGUAAAAGGAGUAGGUCUCGUACUGUAAAUCAAAUGUAGUUCCACAUACCUUGCAGGAAAAUACUGAAUGUUGAAGAGCUUUGAGCGUCACUGAGUAACGGAUAUGUGCGCUAUGUAAGAAGCCACCAUUAAAUAUGCUGAGUAAGAUUAAUAUUAACUCAAAUUAUUACAUUACAUGUAACAAAACUGCAAGACAUCAUGUAAAUGAGGUUUGUUAUUAAGCCUGGGCGACAAGUGAAAAUUACCACUCGACUAGUCGCACCUCAAAUAGUCGCGACUUUGACACUGGUCGCGACUAAUUCUUUAUUCCAAAGAUCUAUUCCGGCAUAAUGUUUGCCGGAAGCGCAAUAUACUAAAAGCAAAUGUGCUGAAAGGAUUGAAGGAUUGUGUCACUGAUGCCUGAUUGUGUUUUCUAAGUAAAUUAUGUUGGGAGAGAAUAGUUGAGAGCGACACAUUGGUUCACCGAACAGGAAGUCGCGACUAUUUUUGUAGCAAGCACAACUAUUUUCGUGGUAGUUGUUAAGCACGAUUAAGUGAGUAGUUGAAAAAAGGUAGUCGCAACUCCACUAAGCAAUUAAUAGUCGCGACUUCAACAUACAUUUAAGUCGCCCUGGCUUAUAGUUACCAUAUAUAUUUGAAAGUAAGCUUUUGGAUAGAAAUUACAAAAUUUAUUUUUAUUUUUUACUAUUACUAUUAUUAUUAUUAUUUAUAUUAUCAUUAUUUUUUAUUAUUAUUAUUUCUUUUUUUGGGGGGGGGGUCAUAAUAUGAUCAUAUAUUUAAUUUCAAAAGCAGUUUUCUGCAAACAUACAUGUGAAAUAAAAUGCACCGUAGGAUUAGUUUGUUCAUUGGAUGUCGCUAAAGCGGUGUUCGUGCGUGUUUUAAAAAAUGGUACCACGAUCAUAAAGCGCAUGACAAGUAGAAUAGUGCCUGGGCUUCAUGAGUACUCGCGUGCGGGCUUGGAAAAUAGCAAGAAGAGCACCUAUGUAGCACCUGAUAAUGAAUGGACCAGUAAGAACUCUACUCUCGGUUAUGAAUAUGUAUGAGGUAUAGUAACACAAUAUAAUAACUUUACACCAAGUAAGUUCUAGAAAGAUGUUUUAAAGAAAUAAAAAUGUGCAGAAUAAAACCACUUUUACAAAGUAUUGUGUUUGAAAAGUUUGGUUUAAUGGCUUUUUUAACCCCAAUAUUAUACAAUGGUUAUUAUGAAGUAAAGCGUACAAAAAUAAAGUUAUACAAAAGUUAUAUUUUUGCACAUUUGACCAUCAGACAAUAGCAUUAAGCACUGCAAAGCAAUUUCUCUAAUAAUGUGCAUCCUUACCAUAAAUGAUAUAAAUAUACCCAAGUUUACACUGUAUUUAUAUACAGUAAUGUUUAAAGCCGCAACCCACAAAAAAAACUGCAGUAACUGCAAAUACCUGAACCUACAUUGGCAAAUUUUUGUUUGUUGAAAUGUUGGGCACCUCUGUUGAAGCUUAAUAAUAAAGCCAUUGGAAACUUUCGGAACAGAACAAAAAUAAAAGUUCACAGAUUUACAAAUAACUUACAGGG
Molecule: messenger RNA, 2769 nt
Organism: Asterias rubens (European starfish)
Lineage: Eukaryota; Metazoa; Echinodermata; Asteroidea; Forcipulatida; Asteriidae
Product: COMM domain-containing protein 7-like
Exons: 9
Coding region: 1-606 (201 amino acids)
Biological process (GO): tumor necrosis factor-mediated signaling pathway; negative regulation of DNA-templated transcription
Molecular function (GO): NF-kappaB binding
Source: RefSeq, a predicted model, not a curated record